Clupea harengus (Atlantic herring) is the source of this 706-nucleotide messenger RNA. Its product is annotated as hydroxycarboxylic acid receptor 2-like. Gene Ontology annotation, cellular component: plasma membrane. Lineage: Eukaryota; Metazoa; Chordata; Actinopteri; Clupeiformes; Clupeidae. Gene Ontology annotation, biological process: G protein-coupled receptor signaling pathway. Gene Ontology annotation, molecular function: G protein-coupled receptor activity. The record is from RefSeq and is a predicted model, not a curated record.
CAAUUAAUCUUUAAAAGUGCAUUUAAAUGAAUACUAUACCAUUACAAGUUCUAAACUUUUUGUUUUCUUUCUUGCUACAGAAAAAAACGAAGGUGAGAAGAGGAAGAGGAAAUCUUAUUGAAAUUAAUUGAAUUAGUCAAAAUGCUCACUUUUCCUAAUAGUAGUUAUGGUGGCUGCCCACCAGUCGGUAAACAACUGGGACGUGUGAUCCUGCCCCCAGUCUACACCGUUGAUGUCAUACUGGGGUUGCUGGGAAACAUAGUUGCCCUGUGGAUAUUCUGCUUUAAACUGAAGACAUGGAAGCCUAACCACCUGUUCCUCUUCAACCUGGUUUUCGCCGACUUCAUGGCUCUAUUUAGUCUGCCGCUGAGGAUCGAUUCCUUGCUCAGGGGCCACUGGGUGUUUGGAGAUGGCCUGUGUCGGAUCAACCUCUUCCUGAUGUUUACUAACCGCUCGGCCAGCAUUGCGCUCAUGACCGUGGUGGCCAUCUACCGCUACUUUAAGGAUACAAGACAAUGCCAAACACUAACUGGUUGGUUUCCUAGUAGUGUUGAGGCAAUGAUUCCCAACCAGGGGUAGAUUGACCACAGAAGAUACUUCUGCAGUUGCCAGAGGGGUGGUCCACCCUCACCACCGCUUCACCCGCAUGACCAAUCGGCAGGCUGCGUUCGUGUUGGUGUUAGUCUGGCUGUUGGUGAUCAGUCCU